UGAAUGUCUUUCCUGAUAUGAAGUCGAAUCAUCAAUAUCGUGUGUUGACGUAUUCCCGAAUAUUUUUGUUGUCAAUCUACUUCUACAAUACCUGUGAACUACGUCACGAAUUUGAUGUGUGGAAGACAAUAACCAAGUACAUGUACUUCGACCACGACCUUUGCCAUGACUCGCCAUUCAAUCGAGUCAAGCUCUCUUAAGGAAAACAAAGAUCGUGAAGACAUGCAAUCAAUAGACCGAUCAGACGUUGAGGACCGGCUGCCAUCAUCUUCAUCUGACAUUGAAUCAACAAGACCUACCACAUCUCAGAAAAGUGCUCCCCCAUUCUCGGCAGGAACAGUAUCGACAUCACAACCACCACCUCCGCCGCCACCACCAAACGGAGGAAUCUACGCUUGGACCUGCACUGCAUGCUGCUUCCUGAUCAAUGCACAUACCUGGGGUCUCAACUCUAGCUACGGCGUAUUCCUCGCUAGUUACCUCGCAAACAACACUUUUGGUCGCAACGUCAGUUCCCUGGAAUAUGCCUUUGUGGGUGGACUUUCGAUUUCAUGCGCCAUGUUGGUUGCUCCACUGGCGACCUUGAGUACGCGGUAUUUUGGUACAAGAGUGACGCUGCUCACGGGAGUCUUCUUCGAAACCCUGAGCUUGAUCGCCGCGUCAUUUGCAUCACAGAUCUGGCAUCUAUUUCUCUCGCAGGGAGUGUGCUUCGGCGUUGGCAUGGGAUUUCUGUUUGUCGGAUCUGUAUCCAUCGUACCACAGUACUUCACCACUAAACGAUCGAUGGCCAAUGGAAUCGCAGCCGCGGGCUCCGGAAUUGGUGGUCUUACCUACUCCUUGGCGGCAGGAGCGAUGAUUCGAUCGAUAGGUUUGGCAUGGACGUUCCGUGUCCUAGCGAUUAUUGCAUUUACGGUCAACACAACCUGCGCCCUAAUCAUUCGCGAUCGCAACAAGAUCAUUGGCAGCUCACAGUCGGCUUUCGCGGCAGCGCUUUUCAAGAGAGUGGAGUUUCUCCUGCUCUGUGCAUACGCUUGGUUCAGCAUGUUGGCAUACGUUGUGCUUAUUUUCAGUCUUCCCAACUACGCCAAUGCUAUUGGCCUCAGUGCGUCACAGGCAUCGGUUAUUGGAGCACUUCUUAAUCUCGGUCAGGCGAUCGGUCGGCCGCCGAUAGGAUACUUCAGCGACAGUCUAGGCCGCAUCAACAUGGCGGCUCUGACGACCUUCCUCGCCGGAUUCUUCUGCUUCGUCAUCUGGAUUCCUGCAAAUGGCUAUGGAGUGCUUAUUGCCUAUGUUCUGAUCGGCGGUACAGUCGCGGGCACUUUCUGGACAACCAUCGCACCGGUCAUGGCAGAGACCGUAGGACUGAAGCACGUUCCGUCCGCAUUGAAUCUUCUAUGGCUCGUGAUAGUCCUACCUGUAACGUUCAGCGAGGCAAUUGCACUGGAGAUUGUCGAUGGCACGGGGGGCUAUCUCGGCACGCAGCUAUGGGCAGGCUUCAUGUUCGUGGCUGCCGCAUUGUGUCUGGUCGCACUUCGUGGAUGGAAGAUCGGUGAACUGGAGGAGAUCGCAAAAUUAGAAGGACUGAAGGGAGAGAAGCUAGAUCCAGUCGUUGCUGAGGCUGAGGCUGGGGAGGAAGUUGCGCAUAGAGCUCGAAUCGCCGGCCGUCGUUCAAUACUUGCAAAUUUCUGGAGGUGGCGCAAGGUCUGAGGAUAUCUGUGUUCGGUCUUAUAGAAUUUAGCGGUAUCUAGAGAAUUUAUGAUAGAAUCCUGGUUGAUAGA
This is a messenger RNA of Dissoconium aciculare CBS 342.82, 1778 nucleotides long. Its product is annotated as MFS general substrate transporter. Bases 166 to 1707 code for a protein of 513 amino acids. Gene Ontology annotation, molecular function: transmembrane transporter activity. The transcript has a single exon. Lineage: Eukaryota; Fungi; Ascomycota; Dothideomycetes; Mycosphaerellales; Dissoconiaceae. Gene Ontology annotation, biological process: transmembrane transport. The record is from RefSeq and is a predicted model, not a curated record.